GGGAGACGAAAAAAUUGUGGCGCGCCUACCCAACCCAGACAGCGGCCUGCCUGUCAGUGCCUGGGAUGAGUGAGGUCGGUAACGUAAGUGCGCGCGAGACCUUGUCUGGGCCACGUAGCGAUGGAUCUACAGUAGCACUGCUAACAUAUCAGUGUCAUACAUUCUAAAAAUGCAUUAGUACAAACACAUUUGCAAUAGGAUUAUCAAACAGUGGUGAACUGCAACAGUAGCUGGCUCUUUUUGUGCGUCUGCAGCACUCCAGAAUCCCUUGCAACUGAUUGCACGAAAUGAGAAAGAGGGCGCUCUCACCGAAGGCAAGCUGAAACCGGACCAACCUCAAAAAGCAUGAAUCGCUCAGCACUACCAAACUGGAAAAAGCGGAGUCAUAAACGACCGAAUUUACACUGAAUUUAACCUCGACAUCUGACAAGGCGGCAGAUUGCAGAUGGCUCCUGAAACGAGGCACAGAAGUUCCGACUGCGGCUCAAAGUCCGGCGUGAAGCUCCCCCUCAAGACGGAAGAUUAAAGGCUGAAGCCCCGACGGACAAUAUAACAUUGACAGCCUCGAGCGAGAGACUAACCUGAGAGGCUUCAUCAGCGGAGAGACCGAAACCUCAGAGGUUGAAGAGCAGACACCCCAGCUUCCAGAGAAGCUUUGAGAGUCGAGCUCAACAGAAGCCUAUGGAACAAAGCUGUAGCAGAAUGUCACUCGCGGUCUGUCCUCAGUCUUAAGCAUGGAUGCCCUGUUUGAAUCUGGGUGACGCUUUCUUCCCUUCCUCCUUCCUGUCUCCUCAGUGGCGGGAGGGGUGGGGGAUUGCUUCCGUUCCCCCUGCCCCUCCUUACAACAUAGCGAGGGUACUCUCACAGUUUAAGAAUACCAACACUGCUAACAAACCUCUGGCUGUGCUUCAACUAGCACUACUACAGUCUCCCCCUCCCUCACACAUGAAAUCCUGCCAGAGCCUGAAGGGAGAGGUGUCUAGCCCAGGUGGGAUGUCACAGGAGGGGCGCAGAACGCAGCAGGUGGCCCAGUCCUACUACCAUUCCCCCGCCCCAGACCUGGACCUAGCGGGCAAGCUGUACAAGCGGGAGGGCGGGGGCAAGCCUUACUCUGUGCUAGUGGACAACAAGAUGGCAGCCAAGACCCCCAUGGGUGACCAGACCCCCAGUCAGUUGUCCCCGCAGCUGACUGGGGGUCUGCUGUCCUCCCAGCAGCAGUACUACAGAGAGGGGACAGUAGGGCAGGAGGGGGGUGCGCAGGGAUCCCAGGCAGGCAAUGGGGGCACCUCCGAGGACUCUGAGGAAGAAGAGGAGGAGGAGGAGGAGUCCUUCAAGCGGGAGCAGAUCAUCGUGGAAGUCAACUUGAACAAUCAGACACUUAACGUAUCAAAGGGGGACAAGUCCGCCCCCCAAACUGAUGCCUCAGAGAGACACUGCAGCGAAGAAGAAGAGGAGGAGGAGGAAGAAGAAGAAGAAGAAGAGGAGGAAGAUCUGGAGGAGGAGGAGGAAGAAGAGGAGGAAGAAAUAGAGAGCCGCAGAACGAGAGCCAAGCGGGUCCGGCGUGGGGUGGCCCCCGCUACCAGUCAGCCCCGGAGGAAGACCCAGUGCACCGCUCUGGGCACCACCGGCAUGACCACCAGGGGCCGACGGAAGAAGACCACCCAGCCGCCCAAGAGGACGCGCCGGACUGCCAGGGAGGGCAAGGGGACCCCAUCCUCAGCUGGCUCUGCCACUGGGGAUAAAGAGGAUGGGGAGGAGCGGGAGACGCUGGCGUGUGAAAAGUGCCCCCGUGUCUUCAACACCCGCUGGUACCUGGAGAAGCACAUGAACGUCACACACAGACGCAUGCAAAUCUGUGACAAGUGUGGCAAGAAGUUUGUCUUGGAGAGUGAGCUGGCCUUACACCAGCAGACUGACUGUGAAAAGAACAUCCAGUGCGUCUCCUGCAACAAGUCUUUCAAGAAGCUGUGGUCGCUGCACGAGCACAUCAAGAUCGUGCACGGCUACGCAGAGAAGAAGUUUGCCUGUGAGAUCUGUGACAAGAAGUUCUACACGAUGGCUCAUGUCCGCAAGCACAUGGUUGCUCACACUAAGGACAUGCCGUUCACCUGUGAGACCUGUGGCAAGUCGUUCAAGCGCAGCAUGUCCCUGAAGGUUCACUCGCUGCAGCACUCUGGGGAGAAGCCCUUCCGCUGUGAGAACUGUGCCGAGAGGUUCCAGUAUAAGUACCAGCUACGCUCCCACAUGAGCAUCCACAUCGGACACAAGCAGUUCAUGUGUCAGUGGUGUGGCAAGGACUUCAACAUGAAGCAGUACUUUGACGAGCACAUGAAAACACACACCGGAGAGAAGCCAUUCAUCUGUGAGAUCUGUGGGAAGAGCUUCACCAGCAGGCCCAACAUGAAGCGCCACCGCCGCACCCACACAGGAGAGAAGCCCUACCCCUGCGAGUUGUGCAGCCAGCGCUUCCGCUUCUCCAACAUGCUCAAGGCCCACAAGGAGAAGUGCUUCCGGGUCACCAGCCCUGUGACUCUGCAGGGCAGCAGCCUCCCCCUGCCUCUCCACCUCUCUGCCCCCUCCUCAUCUGGCCCGGGCCUCGCUCCCUCAGCUGCCACCACCUCCGCCCCUCUGGGCCUCAGCCCUGCAGGAGGGGCUCUUCCCCCACGCGCCCCCGUGGGACACGCCACCUUCUCCCACCUGCACAUGACCCCCUCUCACCAUCUCCCUCACCACCAUACGUCGCAACAGCAGCAGCACCACCCCGGCACGCCCCUGCAAGCACCCCCUCUCCCCCACCACCACCUGCCUGUGCCCCCUGUCUCUCCUCCCCCCGCCCUCUUCAAGAGCGAGCCCCUCACCCACUGUGGGCAGGAGGACAGCAGCUACCUGCGUUACAUGGCACCGCAGGAUAAAGGGCCUGGGGCCCCCCAGCAUCACUGAACCCUAUGUGGGCCCUGGGCUCCAGGCCUGCCUGCCACACCUCGAUUACCCCCACCCCAACUCUCCCUGGCCCCUGGUGUAGAACGGCCCCUCGAAUACUGAUAUGAACAUGACACUCACAGCUCAGUACACACCAGUGUGUGUGGGAGAGCGUGAGGGAUACAGACAGGUACACUUUCAGUCUACACUUUAGAUAAGUGAGUGACCCACUUAGCUAAAGACCCAAGUCAACUGACACAGAUUUUUACAACCUCUUUGCUCAUAUCUUUUCUUGUGAAAAUAUUCUUCGAAAUUCCUGUGUUCUUAGACAACCUGCCUCCCAUGGUAGAAGGCUGUGUGUGUGUACCGGUAUGUGAGUUAUCCCUUGUUUGUGUCCAUUUUAUCCUCUCCACUGACAGCUGCUAAUGUCAUUAUUCUACUAGUGGUUCCUUAUCCAGGUAGCGGGUCAGAACAGAUCCAUUUCAUCAACUUAGUCCUUUGUGUCGACUGACUUUAACAACGGUUGCACAAUUCGGGGGAGUUGUAAGUCCUGGUCCUAAGGCUGACCUGUUUACCAUCCUGGUGCCAACUGGGUCUCCCACUGUCUCUCCCUAAGGAAUUCCACACUGGCUCUACCAGCAGUAGGCCAGGAAUCACUGCCAUAGGUCACAGUGGGGAGGUUAGAAAACGCCUGUUAGUGCUACUACUUGUCUGUUGCAACAGAGAUUCUGGUUAAUUGGUGCUUUAAUUGCAGUACUAGACAUAUUUCUUAUACACAGGCUAGAUCUCGUAACAUCUGGAGUGUAAUGUAACAGUGUGUGGGAUUGGUUGUGUUGUUGUUAUGCAGUUCUGGGAUUUGUCUUCUUGACUGACAUGUACAGCCUCAGAGCUGACAAGGUUAGACGUUCCCAACAGAACAAACGUGAUGAACCUGAACGUGCUGUCAUAUAUACACACACACACACACACACACUUCAAAAAGCAGUAUGUCAUCACUGGUCUCACUUCACACAAAAUGCUUGUCAAGAGAUUAUUAUUAUUUUUUUGUCUUCUGUAAUCAAAAGAGUUCAAAUACCGCCACUGUGACGGGUUAUCACAUACGACCCAACCUGGACCUCGCAUGUCUCUUCUGUCUCUCUUUCUCUGUCUCUCGCUCCUCUGUCUCUCGCUCCUCUGUCUCUUCCCCCGCUGCUGCUGCUGAGAUAAUACGGGUCACCCUGUAAAAGGUCAUUAAAACACAAGGUUCUGACCUUUUCAGCACAACUCUUAACUGAAAAAAAUCUGUAUUUUUUUUUCCCCAACCAGCCUAUCUUCCACAGCUUGGUGUGGAGCAGGACACGUUUUUGUUGUUGUAAUGUAACGGUUUGUUCUCCUUAGUGUUACAUAUACUGUAUAAGGUUACGCAAACAUUGAGGCCCUAUCUCACACGUUGGCAAAUAAUGAUGAAUCAAAACAUGUUGAAUGUUGCCUAGAUGUAGUGAUACAGGCUAACGGUUUAGCAAUCAAAUGUGUUAUUUUCUAGUGAUAUUUUCUGGAAAUAUGUUACAUUCGGUUUCAGACUGAAGAAUUGUUCUCAUCUCGCUCGGAACAUCCUGUUGAGUGAUCGGUUGGAGGAUUAUGUCUAACAUGCGUUUCAAUAUCUGGUGUUCGAUACAUUUACUCAAGUUGUACAUUUACUCAAAGAAAUCACGUUUGCAUAUGUAACCUUUUUAUUGUGUGAAUGUUCCCGCUGUCCCAUUGGUUGUUGUUCGUAUUGAUGAAUGACCGAGAGAGAUUCUGUCUUGUCAGAUUGUUGGUAGUGGGUUGUAGGAUGUUGUCCACCCCCCCCCCCCCACCCCACUCUUCUCAGAUAAGACUGAGUGUUGAGGAGCAAUGUUAAGGUGUGUGUUUGUCUCGGUAUUGGCAAAAUGGAACCUCUAUGGUGCUGUUGUAACAAAAGCUACCUUUACACAGUCUGGCCCUGGCCAUAUUCUGUCUGUCGUUCAACUCUCUGGGUCUCUCCCUCUGCACUCCCUGCUAAAGCCGUGCCAUCUGUUUGAAGGGUGUUCUGAGGUUGAUUUUGUACACACACAAGAAUAUGUCUGACAUGUUUCUGUGGAUUAACACAUAAUGGGUAUAGCAUAGUGGUGGUUCAGGCUGAGUAGUGGAUCAGGUUACUGUUUGUAUAUUGGGAGAAACUGAAGAGGAACAGUAGCAUCCAUUAGCAAGUCCCUGUACCACCUUGAGUUGCGGGUAUUUGGCCCAUUGGGUUUGGUUUAACAGAUGCCCACCCUCUAGAGAGCUACAACCAUUCUGCCAUUACUGUGGGUCUGUUAGUUGGGCCUCAGCAUCAGCUUAACCAUGAGUUACUUACUGUUUUUCAUGGCGUUUCAGUAUGAGGCUUUUUUUCUUUAUUUUUUUAACGUUCGUUUUAAAAAGCUUUUCUAUUUGUGUGUAUCCUCUGCACUUUACUGCUGCGUGAGCGAGUCGCAGUGAAGGGAGGGACUGACAAUGCAUUGUGUGAGUGAAGUGAUGUGUUGGUUCAUGGAGGAGGGAGGCGGUUGGUUUGGUGAGUGGCUGUUUGUUUGAGUAAGGAAACGGAGGAGAAUCAAUCUGGAGGUGGAUAGCGUGGAAGGGCCAUGGCAAAAGGAAAUGUUUUGUUUAGUUCAUAUAUUUGUUUUGUUUUUAAAUUCCUGUAAGUCAAUAGACUGGCUCUAAUAUGGACUCCCAAAGAGUGAUCGAGUAGUGUUGUUCCUCCUGCUUUGGCGAUUUUUACACUAGCCCCUCCCUGCUUCAUCUGAUCUGAAAUACAUUGAGGUGUUUGUCUGCCUCAUAUCCAGAGGUUCCUCUUUGUUGUGUAACAUUUUCUCUUCCGAUUUACUGUAUGAUUCUCCUCCUUUCAUAUUUGUUAUAUAGAAUGCACUUUUGACUAAAAUCCUGGCUAGUUAAGAAAAAUAACAAUGUAUAUUCUUUAAAGAUGUAAAAAAAAAAAAAAAAAAAAAAAUAUAUAUACUUUUUCCCCUCAAGUAUUUUUAACCACUUAAUGUAGCAUUGCAUAUUUUAUUAUUGUGAGUAUCUGGUACAAAAUUGUGCAGCUUUAUACUGUCCUGGGUUGUUUUUUUGGUGGGGGUGGGGGGGUUGUUUUGUAUGUUUGUUUUUGGAGAUUGAGGAGAAGUUGUAAUGUUGGGCCUUUUUUUAAUAAUGUACAUUUAACAGACUGCUAACUUUCAGAAGUAAAAAACGAGUAGCCAUAAUUAUCACA
Messenger RNA from Oncorhynchus nerka (sockeye salmon), 6160 nucleotides. RefSeq names its product zinc finger protein 652-like. The coding region runs from base 739 to 2940 and encodes 733 amino acids. Lineage: Eukaryota; Metazoa; Chordata; Actinopteri; Salmoniformes; Salmonidae. The record is from RefSeq and is a predicted model, not a curated record. The transcript has 7 exons.